AUGCUGAGCUGCGCAACAGAAACCGACUGCGUCAUCAGUGCCAUGAAGACCGAAGAGCAAUCCUUGGUACCUGGAUCUUCGAGUAACGACACCCAGAAACUGGCGACGCCAGCCGGCCAGCUAGCGCCGCUCGUGCCAGCUGGCAAGGCCCCGAAGCGACGCCAGGCCCCGCGGCGCGUCAGCUGGGCGCAGUUCCGGGCAUCCAAACUCCCACAAAUCAAGGCCGACCUGGAGCGCCAGUGGGAGAUGCUGAUGGCAGAUGCUGAGGCCAGAGACCUUCUGACGAUGCGUUACGACUCCUCGUCUCCACAUGCAGCGCUUGUUCAGUUUCGCGAGGAGCUUGACCGCAUGAUUGUGGAAAGGACCCAAACCCUGGAGCGAGGGGCAGCUGCUUCUGAGCCUGCGACACACGCUCCGAGGUCAUCACGCAGCGACGUUCCUCCUCCGUCAGCACUGUUACGUCGGCUCGGGUGGGCCCAGGGUUUUGCACAAUGA
Molecule: messenger RNA, 495 nt
Organism: Symbiodinium sp. CCMP2592
Lineage: Eukaryota; Dinophyceae; Suessiales; Symbiodiniaceae
Source: the annotation of a GenBank genome assembly